UCGAUAGGGUGGCCUGUGGAAAACGUAAGGAAAGAAGGUCUCGGGCAACACAAAAUGGGUUAACGGUAGGCGUGGACGCAACGCGUGUUCACGCCUCCGGGGGCUGAACCGCCUGGAUGCUUGGUUCAAGCGUGCACUCCGGGAAAAAAAGCUGUUUGCUUGCCCAUCUCCCUCAAAGCAGGCAUGACCAAAUUGGGGGGUUGCAGUAGUAGCGGCUCUGGAAUUUAUUAGCUAAAGAGAGACGUUUGUUUUGCCCUCAGGACACAAACUCUCACUUUGGUUUUGUUUUCCACCUCAUUCAACUUAAUUAGUACGAGGAGGAUUCCGUUAUUUUUUCGUGGUGUGGAGUACAUUGAAUCUAACGCAAUUUCUGGACUAAGAUAAACAUUUUGUGAGGAGCCACAAUCAUAUACUUUGCCAGGAUGAAUAUUCGAAAAGAUUUGGAGAAGUACCAUGAAACCCAGUGAGCUCAUGAAAAGAGAAGAGGCCAGGAAACCAAGAAAGAACUGACUCUGGAUCAGCUUAUCUUGGAGAGAUCAGAGAAAUCUGUACAGGGGAUCGGGCAGGCUGGAAGGAAGAAGCAAGGCCAUGGAGGGGGACUGUCUGAGCUGCAUCAAGUACCUCAUGUUCGUCUUCAACUUUUUCAUCUUUCUUGGGGGCUCCUUCUUGUUGGGGGUGGGCAUCUGGGUGCUAGUGGACCCCACGGGAUUCCAAGAGAUUGUGGCUGCCAACCCCCUGCUCUUCAUAGGCGCCUACGUCAUCCUGGCCAUGGGUGCCAUGCUCUUCCUGCUGGGGUUCCUGGGAUGCUGUGGGGCGAUCCGGGAGAACAAGUGUCUACUUCUCUUCUUCUUCAUGCUAAUUCUCAUCAUAUUCCUCGCAGAGCUGGCAGCUGCCAUUCUUGCCUUCAUAUUCAGAGACCACCUAACGAGAGAGUACUUUACAGAAGAGCUGAAGACGCACUAUCAGGGCUACAACAACACUGACGUCUUCACUGCCACGUGGAAUGCCAUUAUGACCACGUUUGACUGCUGUGGAGUGAACGGUCCUGAUGAUUUUGAGAAUGGCCUCUUCAGGAACAUCAAUCCCAAUGAUGUGGUCCCAGAGGCCUGCUGCCAGAGGAACAGUCAAUCCACAGACGAGACCUAUAUCAGCUUAGAGGAGUGCCUCAUGGGUAGCCUGCUGUUCCGCAACAACAAGGGGUGUUACACCGCAGUUGUGGACUACUUUGAGACAUAUAUUUACCUUGCUGGAGCACUGGCCAUCGUGGUGUUGACAAUUGAGCUUUUUGCCAUGGUGUUUGCGAUGUGCUUGUUUCGUGGAAUCCAGUAGAUGGCACUGUUGCAAAGGACUUGUUGAAAGGGAAAAUUGGAGGACGAUUGCUUGUAAAUUAAUUUUUUUUUAAAAAUUGGAAUAACCAAAAGGCUUGUACUUCAUGGCUGGAACGUUGAGGUACAGGGCAUGAUUAAAUGGGGGGAAAAAAAAGCUGGAGAGAAAAAUCAGAUCAAAUCGUGAUAUACUGUGGACCAGCUGAAGCCUGCUACUUCUGGAUUUCUGAAGCAGAGGAGGAGGAGGGCACUGCACUGACUUUGGGAUGAAGCAUAUUUAUAUUGAGGAAUGUUGGCGUAGUGGAUCAGGCCUAUGUGUUGAGAGUAUACCCUUGCUGUAUCCCCCAUCCCCCAGCUGGCUCUGGCAGAACCACACGCAGUCCGUUGCUAUUUAAAUCCCUGUUCAGAAAUUAUUCAACAGGCAACAGUGUGGCUGCCACCUAGCUUGAAAGCCAACCUAUGGUGCUUUUUUUGUAUUGUGUUGUUAAUUGCAAUAAUUAUUAUUAUGUGAUUUUAGCUGAACCUUAUCUGUAUGCAUUUGUAUUAGAAUCUAUAAGAGAUAUUAAUAAUAAAAAAAACAUGUUUCUGUAA
Messenger RNA from Lepisosteus oculatus (spotted gar), 1916 nucleotides. Its product is annotated as tetraspanin-18B. The record is from RefSeq and is a predicted model, not a curated record. Gene Ontology annotation, cellular component: plasma membrane. Lineage: Eukaryota; Metazoa; Chordata; Actinopteri; Semionotiformes; Lepisosteidae.